Messenger RNA from Erinaceus europaeus (western European hedgehog), 843 nucleotides. It is a transcript of the gene MORN3, whose product is annotated as MORN repeat containing 3. The coding region runs from base 1 to 594 and encodes 197 amino acids. The transcript is spliced from 6 exons. The record is from RefSeq and is a predicted model, not a curated record. Lineage: Eukaryota; Metazoa; Chordata; Mammalia; Eulipotyphla; Erinaceidae.
AUGUGGGUGGUCUGGAAAGGAACUCAAAUCUGGAAGAAAACAGGAGCCAUCUAUGAGGGGGACUGGAAGUUUGGAAAGCGAGAUGGUUAUGGCACCCUCAGCCUUCCUGACCCCGAGACAGGAAAGUACAAGAGAGUAUACUCAGGCUGGUGGAAAGGCGAUAAGAAAUGGGGCUAUGGCAUCCGGUUUUUCGGACCCAAGGAGUAUUACGAGGGCGAGUGGAGUGACAACCAGCGUGGCGGGUGGGGCCGCAUGUACUACAGCAACGGUAGCGUCUACGAGGGACAGUGGUGUAAUGACAAGCCAGAAGGGGAGGGCAUGCUGAGGCUGAAGAACAGAAACCGCUAUGAGGGCCAGUGGCAGAGAGGCAUGAAGAAUGGGCCAGGGCGCUUCUUCCACUUGGACCAUGGCCAGCUGUUUGAGGGCUUCUGGGUGGACGAUGUGGCUAAGUGUGGCACAAUGAUCGACUUUGGCCGUGACGAGGCCCCUGAGCCCACCAAGUUCCCCAUACCUGAGAUCAAGAUUCUGGACCCCGAUGGUGUGCUGGAGGAAGCGCUGGCCAUGUUCAGGAAGACAGAGGAGGAUGAAGAUUGAUGCCAGAAAGAACACAUAUGCUUUAGGGGAGAUUCAACUUGUGCCGCCCAACUGCUCAGACCAGAGACUCCAGGCACACCCCUGGCACCCUCAGAGGACCUCACUCUCCUGGCACCAGAUCACUUCGCCCAAAAGAUGCCAGGGCCUUUCUCCCCAGCUGGCCCUGGGGACCCUCUGGUAGUGACUUUUGUUUCAGUACUGAGCUGGUCCCAAGUGCAUGACAAUAAAGAAGAACCUGGUGGCAUUCUC